Molecule: messenger RNA, 2452 nt
Organism: Brassica napus (rape)
Lineage: Eukaryota; Viridiplantae; Streptophyta; Magnoliopsida; Brassicales; Brassicaceae
Product: pentatricopeptide repeat-containing protein At4g31070, mitochondrial-like
Exons: 1
Coding region: 278-2077 (599 amino acids)
Biological process (GO): RNA modification
Molecular function (GO): RNA binding; protein binding
Source: RefSeq, a predicted model, not a curated record
GAUGCUCUAACCCAUCAUCGUCCAAACUUUAAUGGGCUUUCAAAUCUAAUCACCGACAAAGAAAAUAAAAAUUAUAUAGACGUGUCAGUGGGACUCGAACCCACAAUCGCUUGAUUAGAAGUCAAGCGCCUUAUCCAUUAGGCCAUGGGUGCUUGUUGUUGUAACUAGUGACCUAUAUCUAUAUUAUACAUAAUAUAAAUAAUGAAGUUCGUUAGUUCGUUAUGUCAUAUACUUAUCGUAUGUUCAGAUAAGAGAUAUCUUUUAGCUUUCAUAUACAAUGGCAAGAUCUUUCCCUUCCCGCCUAAACUUGGAUCUCGGCAAUAGGCUAAAGAGAUUGGUGUCGGAACAACUCCACGACGAAGCAUUGAGACUCUACAAGCAAAAGAUUCAUCCUUUAGGCACUGAUGGCUUCACAGCGAUUCUCCCUUCCGUCAUCAAAGCUUGCUCUUUUCAGCAAGAGCCUUUCUUAAUCAACGAACAGCUUCAUUGCCUUUGUCUCAAGUCAGGCGCUGGUCUUGACACCGUUGUCUCCAAUUCACUCGUCUCUAUGUAUGUGAAAUUCUCUAACACAUUCUCUGCUCGCAAGCUGUUCGAUGAAAUGCUUGAAAGAGAUACCGUUAGCUAUUGCUCCAUUGUGAAUUGUUAUAUCCAAGAUGGGUUGUUGUAUGAAGCGGUUAAGUUGUUAAAGGAGAUGUAUUUUGAUGGAUUUGUUCCGAAGUCCGAGCUAGUUGCGUCUUUAUUGUCUCUGUGUACUCGUGUGGGUAGGAGUAGUAAGGUUGCGAGAAUGCUUCAUGCUCUUUCUCUUGUUGAUGAGAGGAUGCAGGGAUCGGUUCUCUUAUCAACGGCGUUGGUUGAUAUGUACUUGAAGUUUGAUGAUCCUGCAACGGCCUUUUAUGUGUUUGAACGAAUGGAGGUGAAGAAUGAGGUUUCUUGGACCGCUAUGAUCUCUGGUUGCGUUGCGAAUGGUAACUACAAAAUGGGCGUUGGUUUGUUUCUAGCAAUGCAGAGAGAAAACUUGAGGCCUAAUCGUGUAACGCUGAUGUCUAUUCUACCCGCGUGUGUGGAAUUGGGUUCUGGAUUAAGGCUGGUGAAGGAGAUUCAUGGGUUUUCGUUUCGUAAUGGAUUUGAUUCUGACGAUCGGUUAACGUCUGCUCUUGUGACCAUGUACUGCAGAUGUGGUGAUGUACGUCUCGCUAGGUUACUAUUUGAAGAAUCAAAAGUUAGAGAUGUUGUGAUGUGGAGUUCGAUGAUUGGUGGCUAUGCAGAAGCUGGAGACUGCUCUGAAGCUAUGAACCUGUUAAGUCAAAUGAGAGAAGAAGGAACUGAACCCAACUUGGUUACUCUGUUGGCCGUUGUCUCAGCUUGCAAACAUUCAGCAUCACUGAGUUUUGCAUCUAGAAUCCAUUCUUACAUCCUGAAAUGUGGCUUCAUGUCAAGCAUCUUAUUGGGAAACGCCCUCAUAGAUAUGUAUGCAAAGUGUGGGAGCCUUCUUGCUGCACGUGAAGUAUUUUAUCAACUUAGUGAGAAAGAUCUUGUGUCAUGGAGCUCAAUGAUAAAUGCAUACGGUCUUCAUGGACAUGGUUCUGAAGCUUUAGAGAUCUUUCAAGAGAUGCUUAAGAGUGGAGAGAAACUAGAUGCAAUGGCUUUUCUUGCAGUUUUAUCGGCAUGUAACCAUGCUGGUCUGGUAGAAGAAGCUCAAAAGAUAUUCAGGGAAGCUGAAAAGAUUAACCGAAUGACACUCACAUUGGAGCACUAUGCUUGCUAUAUCAAUCUUCUUGGCAGGUCUGGGAAGAUCGACGAUGCUGUUGAGGCUGUUAAAAAUAUGCCCAUGAAACCAAGCGCAAGAAUAUGGAGUUCUCUGCUAUCUGCUUGCGAGAUUCAUGACAGGCGUGAUGUUUCACAUGAGAUAAUUGCAAGUGAGUUAAUGAAAUCUGAACCUGACAAUCCAGCCAAUUACGUGUUGCUGAGCAAGAUUCACGCAGAAUCUGGUAACUGCUAUGGUGCAGAAGAAGUGAGGAGAGUUAUGCUGAGACGAGGACUGAACAAAUGCUACGGAUUCAGUAAAGUUGAAUCCUGAAUUAUAGAUUGUAGAUAACUACGGAAAAUCUCGGCGUCCUAUAUGAAGAUUUUGUCUGAGCACUGUUCUCUUUCUGGAGUUCAAAAGUAGCAUCACUGAUGCACUCUCUUGAAGAAUGUUCCAACAAUUGAAGACCUUGUGAGUGUUUGAGAAGAUACAUCAUGUGGAAGCUUUUCCUGGAACCUCAUGAGCUGCUUCUGGUAUUCGCCUCCUGACAACAUCAGAAAGAAGUAUCCAAACUGCAUCAUUUUAUUAGAAAAAAAAAACACUUUUGUGAGCAGAGCUUCCUUUGCCUUGGGUUUCAUGCAAACAGUCUUCUCUCCAAGCCAACUCACAGUGUCACAAACUGCCGAUAACCAUUUGUGUGAAUAAGAU